UCAGUCGCCGCGCGCGUGGGUUGCCUGGUCUGUGACGACUCCCUGCCCCUGGGGGUCUGCGGUUGGAUCGGGUCGCGAGAGUCUCGCGCCGGGCCGGCAGCAUGUCCGACAACGAGGACAACUUCGAUGGUGAUGACUUUGACGAUGUGGAGGAAGAUGAAGGGCUAGAUGACUUGGAGAACGCAGAGGAGGAGGGUCAAGAGAAUGUAGAAAUCCUUCCAUCUGGAGAGAGACAGCAGGCAAAUCAGAAGCGAAUCACAACUCCAUACAUGACCAAAUAUGAGCGAGCCAGAGUCCUGGGCACUCGUGCACUCCAGAUAGCGAUGUGUGCUCCAGUCAUGGUAGAGUUGGAAGGAGAGACAGAUCCUCUGCUGAUUGCAAUGAAAGAACUCAAAGCUCGGAAGAUUCCCAUAAUCAUCCGCAGGUACCUGCCAGAUGGAAGCUAUGAAGACUGGGGUGUGGAUGAGCUAAUUAUCACAGACUGACCUGCUUCCUGUCAUUGUCCCUGGUUCCUCCUUCACCUGCAGAUGCUUUUAUUUUUGUUUAUAUUUGUGUAAAUAAAUAAUAAACCCCUAUUUUU
Molecule: messenger RNA, 580 nt
Organism: Gopherus evgoodei (Goodes thornscrub tortoise)
Lineage: Eukaryota; Metazoa; Chordata; Testudines; Testudinidae
Gene: POLR2F
Product: RNA polymerase II subunit F
Exons: 5
Coding region: 102-485 (127 amino acids)
Biological process (GO): DNA-templated transcription
Cellular component (GO): nucleus; RNA polymerase III complex; RNA polymerase I complex
Molecular function (GO): DNA binding; DNA-directed RNA polymerase activity
Source: RefSeq, a predicted model, not a curated record